CGCGAAUCUCGCCCUCUUUCGUUUCAGCUCGCGCCAGCACGCCGCGUGUCAGACGAAUCAGCGUCGAAGUCCUCCGCGUUCACGUGCGCUGAAUCUCCGCAAAGAGUGGGACAACAAUAAACAAUUUGAACUGAAAAUACCAUCCUAAAACCAGAAAAAGAAAAUGACGUCUAAAAAGCAGAGUUUACUGAGAGAGGCGUCUCAUCAAAUCAUUGCAGGUGGAUCAGCAGGUCUGGUGGAGAUUUGCUUGAUGCACCCUCUGGAUGUUGUGAAGACCAGGUUUCAAAUCCAGAGAGGGAGGGGUGAUCCAACUAGUUAUAAAGGCCUUGGAGACUGUUUCAGAACUAUAUUUCGCAAUGAGGGAUUGUAUGGCUUCUACAAAGGAAUCCUUCCCCCCAUUUUGGCCGAGACUCCAAAGAGAGCAGUGAAGUUUUUCACAUUUGAGCAGUACAAGAAGCUCUUGAGUUUUACUCCAUUAUUGCCAGGAAUGGCUCUUUCUGUGGCUGGCCUGGGGUCAGGGCUAACUGAGGCACUGGUUGUAAAUCCAUUUGAAGUAGUGAAAGUGAGCCUACAAGCCAACAGGGAUUCAUUCAAAGUGCAACCCUCUGCGUUUGCACAGGCUCGUGCUAUUAUAAAUACUGAAGGCUUUGGGCUCCGUGGGCUUAAUAAGGGCCUCACUUCCACCCUUGGACGGCAUGGCGUCUUCAACAUGAUCUACUUUGGUUUCUACUUCAAUGUUAAAGAUGCCAUACCUGCUUGUCAGGACCCUAGACUGGAUUUCAUGAGGAAGUUUGCUAUCGGUUUGGUGUCAGGAACAGUUUCGUCCUGUGUGAACAUUCCUUUUGAUGUAGCUAAAAGUCGUAUCCAGGGUCCUCAGCCGGUUCCAGGGGAGAUCAAGUACUGCAGCUGCUUUCAGACCAUGGGCCUUGUGUACCGUGAGGAGGGAUAUUUAGCCUUAUACAAAGGACUAAUUCCCAAGAUUAUGAGACUUGGACCAGGAGGGGCAGUCAUGUUGCUGGUUUAUGAAUAUGUAUCUGGCUGGCUGCAAAAGAACUGGUGAAAAUCGACACCUCUUCAACAAACAUGCUGCAGGGGUCUGUACUACAGCCUUCUCUGGUUGUAUCAUCACUAUCAUUCCACUUAGCUUAAGCUCAGUUUUCAUCUGCAUCUUCAAACAUGUCCUGUAAUGAACUAGAUUUCCCACCGUUGUCACAUUGCAACAGCACAGUCACCUUCUUGGAUCGGUUUGAUGUUCCAACUUUUUCUUUACAGGUGUCAGAACACAACUACCGAGAAAUAACUGAGAGAGUUACCUGUACACAUGCCUGCAUAUUUAAUACUAACCAUUGCAGUGCUCCACACCCAAAGAGAUAAUGGAGUACAAAAUAGAUUUGGCACGUCAUUUUGAACUUAAAACAAAAUUCUGAUCAAGCAGCACAAAAAUUACACUGAGCCCGAGGGAAGCGUCUACUGUAUCUUUAGAAGGCCAUCUCGGGUCUGUUACUUUAUCAAAUAUGUUUGUCUAUUAAUACAUGACUUUCCAUUGUGAGACUACAAGAUCUCAUCCUCUCAAGGUCUUAAAUCUAAACAGCUUUAUGUCUCAUGUCUUAAUAGCUUUAACAGUGUUGAUAAUUCAAAUUCAGAGCAAAAAUACUUUUAUAUCAAGAUGUCACGAUAAGAAAAUGGCAGGUGUUGGAAAUGUCUUUUUCAUGAUUUUUUUUUUUUUUUAAAUUGAUGUAUGUAAUUAGAUUUAAUAAAUGGAAAAAUAGUCUUAACCAGGCAAAGUAUUGUUUGUGAAAGUAAUACUGACAAAAGUACAAAUUACCUUUUAUAUAUUUACAGUGUAUAUAUCACAUUAUGGGCAUUCAAAUCUCCUCUAAAUUUGGGGAAUCCAAAAUUGUUUUGUGAAGAAAAAAAAUAACUGUAAAACAGCAAUUAUAAGAAAUUAAAAGCAAUUAUAAGUACCCCAAAAUUGUACAUUUAAUCAUGUCUGUAAUGUACUUCUAAAUGCUACUAAUCCACAAUAAAUUGAGGAACUUGUGGAAUUGUUUUGGUGCCUUUGGAAAUAACACUUUCACAAUAUAAAUCACUAUUGAAAUGUUGCAACAUUGAAAUCAUCUUAAUGUUGGGGAUCGAGUUUCAUUUCUUGUAAUUUAAUGAGUUGUCAUUUGUUAAUCUGGACUGGAUUGUAAUUCUUUGUUAGUAAUAAUAACAAAUUGCAGUUGAGAGGGAGGUGGAAUCUCUGUGGUUUUACUCUGUGGUGACAAUCACUGCCGAUGAUGAGUCAGCUGAUUUUUAUUUUUUUAUGUUAAUUGUUUUUUUCCCUCCAUACCAAACUCUGCAGGGUGAUUCAACAAAGCUCAGCACAACUUGAAAAAUGCAAAUAAAAUGUAAACAGUCAGGAUUGCCUCUCUAUGAUCUCAUAAUAAAAAUAUGAACACUGUGCUGUGUUCACCUUUUG
Messenger RNA from Xyrauchen texanus (razorback sucker), 2461 nucleotides. It is a transcript of the gene slc25a21, whose product is annotated as solute carrier family 25 member 21. Lineage: Eukaryota; Metazoa; Chordata; Actinopteri; Cypriniformes; Catostomidae. The record is from RefSeq and is a predicted model, not a curated record. The coding region runs from base 164 to 1060 and encodes 298 amino acids. The transcript has 11 exons. Gene Ontology annotation, biological process: transmembrane transport.